Eucalyptus grandis is the source of this 1098-nucleotide messenger RNA. Its product is annotated as meiotic nuclear division protein 1 homolog. Lineage: Eukaryota; Viridiplantae; Streptophyta; Magnoliopsida; Myrtales; Myrtaceae. Gene Ontology annotation, molecular function: double-stranded DNA binding. The coding region runs from base 235 to 831 and encodes 198 amino acids. Gene Ontology annotation, cellular component: nucleus. The transcript has 11 exons. The record is from RefSeq and is a predicted model, not a curated record. Gene Ontology annotation, biological process: reciprocal meiotic recombination.
CCAAGCUCCCGCCAAAAGAAGAACGAGAGAGAAGAAUUGCGAAACCCCCGCAGCUGGAGCUCGUCUUCUCUUUCGCCACUCCCUUCAUCGAUCGCGCAACCGAAAAUGGGCUAUCUGGAUCGUCUGGAAUCUUGAGUGCUCCAUUUUUGCCACAUCGUUUCGAUUUGCGGAUGUUGUUUGUACUGAGUUUUGUCGACGAAGCGUGGACUCUCGUUGGAAGAGAAGCGAGAGAAGAUGCUUCAGAUAUUCUACGAGUCGCAAGACUUCUUCCUUCUAAAGGAGCUUGAGAAAUUGGGACCCAGAAAAGGUGUUAUCACCCAGUCUGUCAAAGAUGUUGUUCAAAGCUUGGUUGAUGAUGACCUAGUCUCGAAGGACAAGAUUGGAACUUCUGUAUAUUUCUGGAGUCUUCCUAGCUGCGCUGGAAACCAGCUGCGAAAUGUGUACCGGAAACUUGAAUCUGAUGUCCAAAGUAGCGAGAGGCGGCUGGUGGAGCUAGCUGAUCAGUGCAAUGCAUUAAAGAAGGGAAGGGAGGAAUCUGAUGAACGAGAGGAGGCUUUAAGCAACCUAAAAAAAGUAGAGGAAAAAUACAAUGAGUUGAAGGAUGAGAUGGCAGAAUAUGCAGACAAUGAUCCAGCUGCCUUUGAAGCAAUGAGGGAUGCAAUAUCAGUGGCCCAUGCAGCAGCCAAUAGAUGGACAGACAAUAUUUUCACACUGAGACAGUGGUGCUCAAACAAUUUUCCAGAAGCCAAAGAACAGCUAGAACAUAUGUACCAGGAGGUGGGAAUUACUGAUGAUUUGGACUACUUGGAGAUGCCAACAGUGGGAAAUUAGAUACCGCAGGGUCAAAUGGCAUAUACAUCAGGAGUUGCAUCCAAUUGUACCUUGAUUCUAAUGAAAAUCUGUGAAACUGACAACACAUUGUGCGGUAGUUGCCAUGGUCUGAUGCCUGAUUCAAGCUUCCUAGACUUGUAAAGCUUAGCUGAGCCUCUCUGAAUGUGGAAGCUAAAUAGGUUUUUUAGCUUGAUGAGAUUGGAAAUGAUGUGUGAUUUGAUCAUACAACUCAGUGGCUCAGUGGAAACAUACAUCGACAGUAGUCUC